UGUAGAUCUAUGUCCGAGGCUUUCGCUUAUUCAACAUCGCUCUGAAACACAAUUCGUCAUACAAUUAUUCUCCGAUGAUCUAUAUCCAUGGCUCUCGCUCGUUCUUUAUCGUUUUGAAAUGCAACUCGUCGUACGAUUAUUCUCUAAUGUUUCAACAGCGAUAGAUAACCUCAUGGCGCACGUUAGCAACAACCUCCCCUGCGACGCCGAAGGACUGUGCAUGGUCUGCAAGCAACUCCCGCCGGAGGGGGAAAUCCUCACCUGCCAGACUUGCGCCGCCCCCUGGCACGUCGCCUGCCUUGCCUCGCCGCCGGAAUCGCCACACAACGUGGCGGAUUGGAGCUGUCCGGACUGCACGGAUCUCUCCGUCGACGGAGCGAGGCCGUCGGCGAUAGCUUCCAGCGGUGGCCUGAUUGAGAAAAUCCGCGCAAUCGAGUCCGAUGCGUCGCUGACAGACGCGGAGAAAGCCAGGCGGCGGCAGGAGCUGCUUAGCGGAGGCGGCGCCGACCAGAAGACGGAGGAAGGCGGCAGUUGGGAGAUAUUGGGGGAUAAGUUCAAUUGCUCCAUCUGCAUGCAGAUUCUGGACAGGCCUGUUACGACGCCGUGUGGACACAACUUCUGCUUAAAAUGCUUCCAGAAAUGGAUUGCUCAGCAGCGCACGAACACAUGUGCUAUUUGCCGGAAGGCGAUUCCGGCGAAGAUGGCGAAGGAGCCUCGGAUCAACUCAGCCAUGGUAAUGGCUAUAAGAAUGGCUAAGCUAGCCGAGCCUAGUUCUACAGGGGGCACUCAAAGAGCCUACCACGUUAUUCACAACCAUGAUCGCCCCGACAAAGCAUUUACCACCAAUCGGGCGAAAAAAGCCGGCAAGGCUAAUGCUUGCAGUGGGAAAAUUUUCGUGACCGUUCCUCUUGAUCAUUUUGGUCCAAUUACGGCAGAGAAUGAUCCCACGAGAAACCGGGGUGUCUUGGUUGGAGAUUCAUGGGAGGAUCGGAUGGAAUGCAGGCAAUGGGGAGCUCACUUCCCUCAUAUUGCCGGGAUUUGUGGCCAGGCUGAUCAUGGAGCGCAAUCGGUCGCGCUGUCUGGCGGCUAUGUAGAUGACGAGGAUCAUGGAGAUUGGUUCCUCUACACGGGAAGCGGCGGUCGAGAUCUUAGUGGAAACAAAAGGACAAAUAGCAAACAGUCCUUUGAUCAGAAAUUCGAAAGCUUCAAUGAAGCAUUGCGAAUCAGCUGCCGACAAGGUUAUCCUGUCCGGGUUGUGAGAUCUCACAAGGAAAAAAGAUCCUCGUAUGCACCCGAAGAAGGUGUGCGCUACGAUGGAAUCUACAGGAUCGAAAAGUGUUGGCGCAAGACAGGGGCUGAGAGAUUCAAGCUCUGCCGAUAUCUAUUUGUCCGCUGUGAUAAUGUGCCUGCACCAUGGACAAGUGACAUCCAUGGCGACCAUCCGAGAUCAUCAGUACCUGUUGUUGAGGAGUUAACUGAAGCUACUGAUAUCACGGAACGACAAGGGAAUCCUGCCUGGGAUUACAAUGAACAUGAGGGCCGCUGGUUAUGGAAAAAGCCUCCACCUGAGAGUCGAAAAGUGCGUGGCGAACUGAAUGGCGAUGGCAAUGGAAAUGGAACAAAGAAAAGAAAACGUCAGCACCACAACAAAUCCACAAAACAGAGGCUUUUGAAAGAAUUCAGCUGCCUUAUUUGUCGAAAAGUGAUGGCACUUCCGGUCACUACGCCCUGCGCCCACAACUUCUGCAAGGCGUGCUUGGAAGGGGCCUUCGCCGGCCAGUCCUUUGUGAAAGAGAGGACAUGCGGUGGAACAAGAAAGCUUCGAGCACAGAAAACUGUUAUGCAAUGUCCUUCAUGCCAAAAUGAUAUAUCCGACUUCCUCCAGAAUCCCCAGGUGAACAGGGAAAUGAAGGAUAUGAUCGAGUCGCUGCAGAAUGAGGUGAACGAAGAAUCAUCAAAAGCUGAAGCAGCGGAGAAUGGGAUGAGUGCCGGAGCAGAAAAUGCAGACAGGGCAAUGAAUGAAUAUUAGAUGGAAACUUAAAUAUUUUGAGAAAUUUCAGCUCCUGAUAUUAUGAAAGAAAGUGAGGACGACCAAGGCAGCGACAGCUUGUCUAACUGAUCUUCACACUUGCAUCGGAGAAAGAAAGACAAGCCUAUGAAAAAUUACAAGAGGAAGAAGAUGAGGAAGAGAGCUAGCUGAUGGUGUCCUUUAGGACGAGCUUAUGGGACCGAUGACAAGAAACUCACUUUGGCCAACAAAGCAUAAGAGGUUGUUCUUCGACUCCAAUGUCUCAUUAAAUUUAUUGCGUGCAAAUUAUCACACAUUUGCGCGCGCAACACAUGGAAUUGGCAACGGAUGUAAAGACUACCAAGCCAUAGCUGUUGCUAGUUCUUUCAAGGUGCAAUCGACAAGAUUGGCCCCUUCCGAGGCAGAGUUUGGUUGUGAUUUGAAAUUGAUUUGAAAUAGAGUAUCGAUUUAAUUUUUUUUGUUUAAAUAGUAUUUUCAUGUAAAAUUGUAUAAAGAGAAAUAGUGUAUUUUUAUUGACAACCGUUGCCGAAUAAUG
Andrographis paniculata is the source of this 2564-nucleotide messenger RNA. Its product is annotated as E3 ubiquitin-protein ligase ORTHRUS 2-like. Gene Ontology annotation, biological process: negative regulation of gene expression via chromosomal CpG island methylation; protein ubiquitination. The transcript has 11 exons. Bases 119 to 2029 code for a protein of 636 amino acids. Lineage: Eukaryota; Viridiplantae; Streptophyta; Magnoliopsida; Lamiales; Acanthaceae. The record is from RefSeq and is a predicted model, not a curated record. Gene Ontology annotation, molecular function: ubiquitin protein ligase activity.